GGGAAGUAUACUAAGGCGGAAGAGAUAAACCGGCGGGCACUAGCGGGGUACGAGAAGGUACUAGGGUUAGAUUAUCUAGAUACAUUAACCAGCGUAAGUAAUCUAGUAUCGUACGGUGAGGCGGAAGAGAUGAACCGGCGAGCCCUAGCGGGGAGGGAGAAGGUGCUAGGGUUAGACUAUCCUUACACGUUAACUAGCGUGGAUAAUCUAGCAUCGGUACUGCGAUAUCAAGGGAAGUACGGUAAGGCGGAAGAGAUAAACCGGCGAGUACUAGCGGAGAGGGAGAAUAUACUAGGGUUAGAUUAUCUAGACACGUUAAUCAGCGUGGGCAAUCUAGCAUUAGUGCUACGAUAUUAAGGGAAGUACGGUGAGGCGGAAGAGAUAAACCGGCGAGCACUAGCGGGGAGGGAGAAUAUACUGGGGUUGGAUUAUCUAGACACGUUAAUUAGCGUAGGUAAUCUAGCAUUAGUGCUGCGAUAUUAAGGGAAGUACGGUGAGGCGGAAGAGAUGAAUCGGCGGGCACUAGCGGGGUACGAGAAGGUACUGGGGUCGGAUCAUCUAGAUACGUUAACUACCAUCUAUUAUCUAGCUGACCUCCUAAGCGCUACCCAGCGUUUUCGCGAGGCUCUUAGUCUUUACGACCGCGCGGUUACAGGAUAUCGUCGGGUUCUUGGUCCGGAAUAUCCCACGACAGUA
Exophiala aquamarina CBS 119918 is the source of this 696-nucleotide messenger RNA. RefSeq lists its product as uncharacterized. Gene Ontology annotation, cellular component: cytoplasm; kinesin complex; membrane-bounded organelle. Gene Ontology annotation, biological process: microtubule-based movement. The annotation marks the transcript as partial. Gene Ontology annotation, molecular function: kinesin binding. The record is from RefSeq and is a predicted model, not a curated record. The transcript is spliced from 2 exons. Lineage: Eukaryota; Fungi; Ascomycota; Eurotiomycetes; Chaetothyriales; Herpotrichiellaceae.